AUGAUAAAUCUCGAACCCCGUGGCCAAUGCUACUCGAACCCAGAUGACAGGACAUAUCAUUACCCACAACCUUUUGAUGUUCCUAUCCAUCACGUCAACAUCUAUAAGUCUGAUCCACAACAACUCUCAGUGGAGUACGAGAAGGCUAAUGAUGAAGCAUGGUUCUUUAUAACGGAGAGAUACAAAAAAGGUAUAAGUGGGAAGAAGCAUAAACUUGCUGAUGACAAUGCAACGGUAGGUGCCAAGAAGAUUGAACGUUACCGCGCUAGAAAACCUCACGGCGUAAAAACAGAUUGGUUAAUGCAUGAGUACUCGUACGAGUCUCCUCAUGAUGAUGAUAACGAUAAGGUUGAGUAUGUUUUGUGCAAGAUUUAUCUGACUCCAUCCGCGGUGAAGAGGAUGAAAGAUAACGAAAAAGAGAAGGUGAAGAAAGGGAAAGGAAAAUUGAAAGAGAAGGUUAAGCAGCUGGAGCAACCACAGUGUUGCUUACCAUCAGCACAAGAUCAGGAGCCGAAGAGUUUGCCUUAUAACAUUGAUGAUGAUGACUUAAAAGACUUCGAUGAAUUUUUUGAUUUUGUCGACUCUGAACCGCAACUAGAGGAUGUUGAAGAGUUCUUUGCUGAAUUCAUGAAGCCAAAUUCAGUGGUUGGAGAUGAAGAAGACGUACCUAAAGAUAGUGAUAUACUUGAAGGCUUCUUCAAUGAUGGGAUGAUGAAAGAUUUACACUAA
Molecule: messenger RNA, 729 nt
Organism: Capsella rubella
Lineage: Eukaryota; Viridiplantae; Streptophyta; Magnoliopsida; Brassicales; Brassicaceae
Product: NAC transcription factor 29
Exons: 3
Coding region: 1-729 (242 amino acids)
Biological process (GO): regulation of DNA-templated transcription
Molecular function (GO): DNA binding
Source: RefSeq, a predicted model, not a curated record